AUUUACAUUGAAUAUCGAUCCGUUUUUGAAAACUAUACUAUACAUCUAUUCAAUUAUAUAACUUCAAACUAAACAAUCAAAAUUGAAGAGAAAAUAAUUAAAGGUGAGAAAAUGGCAUCAUCAUUUUCUUCUUCUUUACUGAUUUUAUUAUGUCUCAUAGCUGCUUUUUUCACGAGUCCAAGUACGAGCAACCCUUUAUCCGACGUAUGUGCCAAGUCCAAAAAUCCAGGCUUAUGCUUGAAAGUCUUAGAAGGAAAUUCUCAUCAGAAUCUUCAUGACUUAACGGAAACAGCCAUCAAUUUAGCAGCAGCAAACGCCUCCGCCACGGCGGCCAAGAUCAAUAUGCUGUUCAAUCAAACAAAUGAUCCAAAACUGGAAGAGAUAUAUAACUUGUGCACAACUUAUUACAAAGCAGCCAUUAGAACUUUGGGAAAUGCUGAACAGUUUUUGAACAUGGGCCAAUACCAGAACUUAAAUACUGCCGCGAAUCUUGUUGGACAAGAUGCUUUUAAUUGUGAGACUGCAUUUGAAGUGACACCUGGAAUUGUCUCUACUAUUACUAAGGACAAUGAUGAUCUUCAGUUUCUUGGUACCAUUAUUGUUGCUGCUGCAGGUUUUCUUACUGGCUCGUCUCCUUAGGAAAAUGCCUAGAGAGAGUGAUAGGGUAUAAUAAAUUCUCUACUAAUUUAAAAACGAUGUAUGCAAUAAUACUACUCUAGAAACGUUUUUAUAAAUGUUAAUUUAAUUUACAUUUAGGGAUUGAAUUUUCAAAUGGGGGUAAUUCACCGUGAAUUUGAGUAAAUUUUGGAUGAAUUAGUUAGACCCCUAUUGAAACAAUAAACUAUA
Nicotiana attenuata is the source of this 846-nucleotide messenger RNA. RefSeq names its product pectinesterase inhibitor-like. The record is from RefSeq and is a predicted model, not a curated record. Gene Ontology annotation, biological process: negative regulation of catalytic activity. The transcript has a single exon. The coding region runs from base 112 to 639 and encodes 175 amino acids. Lineage: Eukaryota; Viridiplantae; Streptophyta; Magnoliopsida; Solanales; Solanaceae. Gene Ontology annotation, molecular function: pectinesterase inhibitor activity.